Auanema sp. JU1783 is the source of this 567-nucleotide messenger RNA. NCBI's taxonomy places the organism in Eukaryota, Metazoa, Nematoda, Chromadorea, Rhabditida, Rhabditidae. The record is from the annotation of a GenBank genome assembly.
AUGUCUCCUGUAUUACCGGAACACUCGCAAUUCUAUGAAAAAUGUAAUGUUAAAGCUAUAAUUAAGGUCUCGAAAUUAAUUUUGGAAAACUUCCCAUAUUUGUCGUUUCAUAGUCUUGUUGGCGGAAAUGAUCAGGAAUGGUCACAAACAUUGGGAUGCUCGUCCGAUGAGCUGGAACAAAUCUUAGAUCAUUUGAUUUCAAUAUGGAAGUACAUAGUCUAUCAUCAACCAAAGAUGGAAGCAAUGACUGAAAUGUUAGAAAAGGUAACAAAUAAUACUCAACUUUCUGAUCUCAUGGUUGACAUAUGGCGAGAGCAGGGACUCCACAUAGUUAGCCGUGUAGGGAAGAUUACUAUGAGCGAAAGCCCUCGUGUUCGUGACGUUCUCAUUUCAACUGAUCUCCAACUUUCCAAUGAUUCCAACAAGGAUGAGAGAAGGGUUGAGGCUACAAUCAGUCUUUCAACCGACAAUGGUCAAAAAGAAGUAAAGAUCAGUAAAGAAGAGUUAUUCAGGCUCUAUGAAGAGGCUAAUAAAAUUCAGAAAGCUAUUGAUAAUUUACUGGAAUGA